Molecule: messenger RNA, 855 nt
Organism: Olea europaea var. sylvestris
Lineage: Eukaryota; Viridiplantae; Streptophyta; Magnoliopsida; Lamiales; Oleaceae
Exons: 5
Coding region: 1-855 (284 amino acids)
Source: RefSeq, a predicted model, not a curated record
AUGUACACAGGAAUUGAGGAAGACAAGGUGCUGGCUACUACAACCAAGUUUUGGAAAACAUCAAAGGUCUUGAAGACAAAACACCGGUGCUUCCUUAAUCUUGUAAGGAACGGACUCUCUCAUUGGGGAUCGAGAGAGGUGGACGACAAGCGCAAUGAAUUGGACAAGAACAGGUGGUUCUUGAUAUUCCACUUGGUUAUACAAUCAGCUAAGAACCAGGAGGCUGUAGUGGACAGCAGAUUGGAUUGCAGGAGUGGAAGUCACUGGCUUGGUCCCGAAGUUUUACCCACAUUGGGGUUUCUCCGUCAUCAUAUCAUGAGUCAAUCACUGUUCGUGCCUCCGUAUUUUGACGAAAGCAACUAUGCCUACUGGAAGGUUAGGAUGCGUGCUUUUCUUAAAUCCUUAGACGAACGUGUUUGGGUGAGUGUACAAAAUGGUCGAAAACCUCCUUCUACAACUGUGUCAGGUGUUGUCAAUCUAAUUGAUAUUUCACUUUGGACUAAGGAAAAAUUAACUGAUUGCAAUUGGAAUAGCAAAGGACUUCAUGCCUUGUUUAUGACCGUGUCUCCUGAAGAAUUUAUGAGAGUAUCAAUGUUUGAAGAAAUCAGGAUGAAAGAUGAUGAAUCAUGUGAUGAGUUUUAUGCAAAAUUGAAUGACAUUGUAAACUCUAGUUUCAACCUAGGUGAAAAGAUUUUCGAGUCAAAAAUUGUGAGAAAGGUUCUUAGGUCUUUGCCUGAGAGAUUUAGACCUAAGGUUACAAUGAUUGAAGAGAGUAUGGAUCUGGACAUGAUUAAGAUAGAAGAACUUGUAGGAUCCCUUCAAACCUAUGAACUCACCAUCUCACAACCUAAGUAA